Messenger RNA from Aspergillus glaucus CBS 516.65, 1986 nucleotides. RefSeq names its product alkaline phosphatase family protein. Lineage: Eukaryota; Fungi; Ascomycota; Eurotiomycetes; Eurotiales; Aspergillaceae. The record is from RefSeq and is a predicted model, not a curated record. Bases 1 to 1986 code for a protein of 661 amino acids. The transcript has 3 exons.
AUGUCUCUGCAGUCAAUUGCUGCCAUCACCAGCUCGUUUCUGCUCAGAUUCGCAGCCUUUGUUUUUCUCCGAUGGAUCCCUGGUAGACACUUUCCUCCAAUUGUCUUCACCUCGUUUGUUGUCUACUUCUCGACGUGGUCAUCCUUGGCUCAGCAGAAAUCCUCCCGGCGCUCCGACAAUAAACACGAUGACCGCAAAACCAAACGGGCAGGUGCUGCCAGCUCGAAUGACUCGGUUCUUAAGACGCUCUUUACCGGCCUUCCAUCCCCCAGGCUUCCACGGACGUCGCGUGUGACUGCCUUGAUCAACAUCGUCCUGACUCUAUUCACACUGGACUUUCUCCUUCGUGGCCUGGUUCUCUACUCGGGCGAAAAUCUCGCGUUGUCCCGUGUUGGAUAUGUCUCGCCAACUACGGCUAGCUUGCUCAUCCGUGAGCCCGACCCAGCUCAGCUUCCUUUAACUGUUUCUUACCAGGAAGCGGUCGAGGAAAACAAUCCGGUGAAAUGGAUCGAAGAGGGCAUUAUUUACAAGCUCGAUAAUACGACUGACUUUACGGCAUCUAUCGUCCUGAAAGGCCUGAAGCCUUCCUCGCAGUACCGCUAUUCGCUCUCCAACAACCACGCAGGUACCUUUUCUACAGCACCACUACCAGGCACGGAAUCUGCACAUGAGCUCACGUUCUUGACCUCGAGCUGCAUGAAGCCAAACUUCCCCUACAACCCGCUGUCGCAUCCACUGCGCUUACCGGGAGUUGAACAGGUGUCCGAGACAAUCUCCAAGUUGUUGUUCCGGCCAACAUUCAUGCUGUUUCUUGGAGAUUUCAUCUACAUCGACGUUCCCAUGCGCUUUGGAUCUUCUAUUUCGCACUACCGCAGCGAAUACCGCCGAGUCUAUUCCUCUCCAUCGUGGACCAGCUCCCCCGAAAACCCCUCCAUCGACCUCCCAUGGCUUCACACACUCGACGACCACGAAAUCGAAAACGACUGGUCCCACGGCAACACCACAGCACCAUAUCCCGCCGCAGCAGAACCCUACAUCCACUACCACGUCAGCGUCAACCCCCCAAUCCCGCCAACCCCAUUCGCCAAACCCGAAGACACAUCCUACUUCUCCUUCAUCCACGGCCCAGCCUCCUUCUUCGUGCUCGACAGCCGCACCUACCGCUCCGAGCCUGCGCAAAUCAACUCUACAAUCCUAGGCUCCGCGCAGCUCCAAUCCCUCCUCACCUACCUGGCCCGCCCGGAACCUGCAGAGGUCCGCUGGAAAAUCAUCGCUUCUAGCGUCCCUUUUACGAAGAACUGGCACGUCGGGACAACAGAUACAUGGGGCGGGUUCCUAAACGAGCGCCGCACCGUCUUCGAAGCAAUGUGGCGCGCAGAGCGGGAACUAGGCGUCCGCAUUGUCCUGCUUAGUGGUGAUCGCCAUGAAUUCGCAACAACCCGGUUCCCAGACCCCACACUCGGUUUUGAUACAAAGGACUUAGAACCGAAUACAGCUGGUGAGGGCCUGCACGAGUUCAGCGUCGGCCCGCUGAGCAUGUUCUACCUUCCUGUAAGGAGUUACUGGCAAUCAGACCAUGAAGACGUCACGGUGAAAUAUAUCCCAGAUGGGAAUGUGAAGUACGGGUUGAUUGAUAUCAGAAACGGCGAGGAGCCCGUUGACACGGACUCCGGGACCCCUGUUCUGGUUCCUAACUCAGUCCUGACAUACUCGCUGUACGUUGAUGGCGCUGUGAUCUGGGAAUAUAGACUUAGUGUCCCGCUCCCUGAGAAGCAGGGCCAUUUGCCUGCCGGGUCUACUGCUAAGCAUCCGAGACUCCCGCCGGGCAAGGUCGUUCGUGACGAGAGACAGGCGGAGGGGUGGGAUGUUCCUGUUAUGUUUGUUAUUGGACGGUUGGAGGAGAUGAUUGGAUUGGUGAGGAGGAGUGUUGUGGAGUGGUAUUAUGAGGGAUUAGAGGGGGCGGGGAGGGCGGAGAGGGUUGAUUAG